Molecule: messenger RNA, 2911 nt
Organism: Spea bombifrons (plains spadefoot toad)
Lineage: Eukaryota; Metazoa; Chordata; Amphibia; Anura; Pelobatidae
Gene: EHD4
Product: EH domain containing 4
Exons: 6
Coding region: 174-1793 (539 amino acids)
Biological process (GO): endosomal transport; endocytosis
Cellular component (GO): cytoplasm; plasma membrane
Molecular function (GO): GTP binding; protein binding; calcium ion binding
Source: RefSeq, a predicted model, not a curated record
ACCGGUGAUACUAGGAAGUGGGCAUUUCAUAGUGCAUGCUGGCGACAAGCUGCCCUGCUAUUGCCCUAUUCAGCUCCGGUGCAGGCGGUCACUGAGACACCGGGAGAGCCGCUGCUGUCAGCGUGGAAGCAGUCCCAGGGCUGACAGUCUAGGUGUGAAUUUGAGGCGCCGACAUGUUCAGUUGGCUGGGAAAGGAGAGCAGCAGCGGCCGCGGCACGCAGGAUGUGCUUCAGACGGUGACGGGCGGCCUGCAGUCUCUGUACACCGGCAAGCUGCUGCCUCUGGAGGAGCACUACCGAUUCCAUGAGUUCCACUCCCCGGCCUUGGAGGAGGCUGACUUUAAGAACCUGCCCAUGGUGCUGCUGGUGGGGCAGUAUAGCACGGGGAAGACCACCUUCAUCAGGUAUCUGUUGGAGCAGGAUUUCCCAGGAAUGAGGAUUGGUCCAGAGCCAACCACAGAUUCAUUUAUUGCUGUAAUGUAUGGUGAUAAAGAAGGAAGCAUCCCAGGAAACGCGCUGGUUGUUGACCCAAAGAAACCAUUCCGCAAACUCAAUAGUUUUGGAAAUGCCUUUCUGAACAGGUUUAUGUGCUCACAGCUCCCCAAUCAGGUACUGAAGAGCAUCAGCAUCAUUGACUCUCCCGGAAUCCUUUCUGGAGAAAAGCAACGCAUCAGCAGAGGUUAUGAUUUCUGCCAGGUCUUGCAGUGGUUUGCAGAGCGCGUAGACCGAAUUAUUCUUCUGUUUGAUGCCCACAAAUUGGACAUAUCUGAUGAGUUCUCCGAGGCAAUUAAAGCCUUCCGCGGUCAGGAUGAUAAAAUCCGAGUGGUGCUUAACAAGGCAGACCAGGUUGACACUCAGCAGCUAAUGAGGGUCUAUGGUGCCCUAAUGUGGUCUUUAGGGAAGGUGAUAAACACCCCCGAGGUGGUUCGUGUGUACAUUGGCUCCUUUUGGGCAAAACCCCUACAGAACACUGAGAACCGAAAACUCUUUGAAAUGGAAGCUCAGGAUUUGUUUCGUGACAUCCAGGGCCUCCCUCGAAAUGCUGCCCUGCGCAAGCUCAAUGACCUUAUCAAACGAGCUCGACUUGCUAAGGUACAUGCCUAUAUUAUCAGCCACUUAAAAAAAGAAAUGCCAGCAGUAUUUGGGAAAGAAGCAAAGAAAAAGGAGCUGAUAAACAACCUCCCAGAAAUUUACCGCCAGCUGCAGAGAGAGCAUCAUAUUUCACCCGGCGAUUUCCCCGACGUUAAGAAAAUGCAGCAACAACUGGAGAUGUAUGACUUCUCCAAAUUCCAUGCACUGAGGCCUAAGCUGAUUGAAGCUGUGGACAACAUGCUGGCUAAUAAAAUAUCGUCUUUAAUGAGUAUGAUUCGUGAGGAAGAAAACAGCAUGCCGCCUCAAAUGGUACACGGAGGGGCAUUUGAAGGAACCACAGAAGGGCCCUUUGGCCAUGGCUAUGGGGAAGGAGCAGGUGAAGGCGCUGGAGAGGAGGAAUGGGUGGUGGCCAAAGACAAGCCUGCAUAUGAUGAGUUGUUCUACACGCUGUCUCCGAUCAAUGGCAAGAUAUCCGGAGUCAAUGCCAAGAAAGAGAUGGUCAACUCAAAGUUACCGAACAGUGUCUUAGGGAAGAUCUGGAAGCUGGCUGAUUACGACCAAGAUGGCAUGUUGGAUGAUGAAGAGUUUGCCCUGGCCAAGCACCUUAUUAAAAUUAAGCUGGAAGGGUAUGAGUUGCCCAGUGAUCUCCCACCUCACCUUGUACCCCCAUCUCAAAGGAAACACCAACAAAACUCUGAGUGAGCCAUGCAGCAGUGGGCACGGAAAUAAAUAUAAUACUUGUUGUUAUUACACAGGACCAUGUAAGAUUAUUAUGGGUAAAGGCCAAAUGACCCUUUGAAAACAUAGUCUCAAUGAAAAGGUUUUUUUUUUCUUGCAUAUAUAACAUGUAUAUGUAGAAUUAUAUUUUGUAACCAGAAAUCUUUAAAAAAAAAAUGAUUUUAUUUUUAUAUUCACGAAUAGUAGAGGUUGAAAAUAACCAGUGUUGACCGUUAUAUGAGUGAAGAAAAGUGUUAGACAGAAGCUGGCUAUUCAUUAAAUAUAACUUUAACUACUAUAUAAAAUUUGCUGGAAAGAUCCAGUUGUCUAUGACUACUAAAAUUGAAAUAAUAUACAGUAUUGUUGUCUCUGGAUACAGCAAAUGUCUUAACCCCUAUCAGCUCUGAUAUAGAUAUGAAAUUUUAUAUAUGCGGUUAACAUUAAUUUAUUAAUAUCAGAUUUAAAACUAAAGACGGAAAGUCUUCAAAUUCUGGGAGAUAUAUGGUAAGCUAUAUAUGGACUAUUUUUAUUUUUAAUAUUGAGACUAUGUUUUAAAAGGUGAAAGCUUCUUGAUUUUAUUUUCAUACGAUGGUGGCUGUUGUACAGAAUUUCCUGGAGAUUAGCUAGAAUAACUUGACAAUGUUCUAUGUAUUUCUUGACAUGCAUCCUUAGCCUAGCCAGAGAACAACUGUUUUUUUUUGUUUGUUUGUUUUUUGUUGUUGUUUUUUUAACAAAUACAAAUGUAUUUUAUUCACUUUAAUUAAAGUUGCAGUAGACAUAACAAAGUUUGUGCUAUUCAGAUAUCCAAGGCAGCCUUAAAUAAUCGCGCAUAUGUAUAUUUCACAUGUUUAGAAAAUGCCUUGAGAGGUAGUAGGCUUUUAACACUGUAAGUGCCACUGCGGGCUAUGAGUUCUGUUUGGACAGUGUUAUAAUUACUACAUGCUGAUAAUGCCUUUCAUAUUGUUUGCUCUGGUACAUCCAUUUUCCUAAUUGAUUUUUGAGUGGCUGAUAACCUAAUCAACCAACUGCACCAGGGAUAACACUGCCCAAGAAUAGUAGUAGGAUUUGGGGAAUAAGUAGAUAAAAAAACAAAAAAAAAACAA